This is a messenger RNA of Patella vulgata (common limpet), 1311 nucleotides long. RefSeq names its product zinc finger protein 239. Gene Ontology annotation, molecular function: DNA-binding transcription factor activity; RNA polymerase II cis-regulatory region sequence-specific DNA binding. Gene Ontology annotation, biological process: regulation of transcription by RNA polymerase II. Bases 106 to 1164 code for a protein of 352 amino acids. The transcript has 2 exons. The record is from RefSeq and is a predicted model, not a curated record. Lineage: Eukaryota; Metazoa; Mollusca; Gastropoda; Patellidae.
AACCUGAGAACAGGAUGUAGCGGAAGUGAUUAUUGAUGAACGGUGGUCAUGUUAAUUCGUUACUGAUAAAAUUAUAAACACAAAUUGUAGAAGUGAAAAAUCAACAUGGAAACUUAUGUUAAAACCCUUCAUCAACAUGAUGAAUUAGAACAACACAAUAUAAUACAUGUUAAAGAAGAGAAAAUUGUUGAUGUAGAUGAAUAUUGUCAUGUUAAAGAUGAGAAAACUGAUGAUAUAGUUGGGUAUUGGCAUGUUAAAGAAGAGAAAACUGAUGAUGUAGAUGGAUAUUGUCAUGUUAAAGAAGAGAAAACUAAACAUAUUGAAUCAGUUCAUCAGUGUAAUUUAUGUGAUGAGAAAUUUAAAUCUGACAUUGAUUUAGAAAAACAUUGUAAAGUACAUCAUAAAUUAGAGUUUGAAUCUUGUAAUGGUAGUGAGUUGAAAACAUGUAGUGAUGUAGGCCUACAGUUAACGGACUGUCACUGUGAUGUAGGCCCACAAUCUGAUGUUUGUAGUAAUACAUUUAUUCGAAACGCUAAUGGACACAUGCCAAAUGAUACUGUAGAAAGACCUUAUAAAUGUGAUGUUUGUAGUAAAUCAUUUACCAAUAGUAGUCAUCUACAGAGACACAUGAGAAUUCAUAAUGGAAUAAAUCCUUAUAAAUGUGAUGUUUGUAGCAAAUCAUUCACACAUCUUGGAAAUUUAAAGGCACAUGUGAGAAUUCAUACUGGUGAAAAACCAUAUGAAUGUGAUGUUUGUAAUAAAUCAUUUGCUCGGAGUAGUCAUCUACAGAAACACAUGAGAAUUCAUACAGGUGCAAAACCUUAUAAAUGUGAUGUUUGUAGUCAAUCAUUUAGUCAGAGUAGUAAUCUACUAAAACACAGGAGAAUUCAUACUGGCGAAAAACCUUAUAGAUGUGAUAUUUGUAAUAAAUCAUUCGUACAGGGUGGAGACCUACAUAGGCACAUGAGAAUUCAUACAAGUGAGAAACCUUAUAAAUGUGAUGUUUGUAGUAAAUCAUUUACAGAAGGCGGAAACCUACAGAAACACAUGAGAAUUCAUACUGGGGCAAAACCUUAUAAAUGUGAUGUUUGUAGUAAAUCAUUUAAUCAGAAAAGUAGUCUACAGACACAUAUCAGAACUCAUUCUGGAGGAAAAAUUAUAUAAAUGAGAUGUUUGUAGUAAAUCAUUCUCACAGGGUGGAGGCCUACAGAAACACAUGAAAACUCAUACCUGAAAGAAAGUUUAUUAAUAAAGUCUUAUUCAUGUAAUUAAUAUUCAGUUUAAUAUGUAAUUUAAGAUUAAAGAUGGGUU